AUGGAGAACGUUGGUGGAGGUUCGUCUUCAAAUAACGACAACAGCGGAAUCAAGGAGCAAGACAGGUUGUUGCCGAUAGCGAAUGUUGGUCGGAUCAUGAAGCAGAUACUGCCUCAGAACGCCAAGAUAUCCAAGGAAGCAAAGGAGACCAUGCAAGAAUGCGUGUCGGAAUUCAUAAGCUUCGUGACAAGCGAGGCGUCGGAGAAGUGCCGGAAGGAGAGGAGGAAGACGGUGAAUGGGGAUGACAUAUGCUGGGCCUUGGGCACGCUUGGUUUUGAUGACUACGCUGAGCCACUGAGGAGGUAUCUGCACAGAUUUAGAGAGUUAGAGGCUGACAGAGCUAAUCAUGAGAGGGGAAAUAGCCCUCACGACAGGGAUGACCUCUUUCACACUCCCUCCACAGGAAUCAGGCAAUGAUAGUUGUGUACUACUUAAAAUCAAUUAUGUUCAACGAAGCUGUAUGUGUCGGAGACAAGCAGUAAGUAGUGACUGAGAGGGAAUGUAAUAAUUUUCUAGUCUGAUUAGCCUCAUCUCAGUUAGUGGACAACAGACGUUUUCUUUGUUUAGCUUCUUCUCUGGUCUCUCUGGUCUCUGAAUACAUGCUUCCAAU
Neltuma alba is the source of this 610-nucleotide messenger RNA. RefSeq names its product nuclear transcription factor Y subunit B-5-like. Gene Ontology annotation, cellular component: CCAAT-binding factor complex; nucleus. The coding region runs from base 1 to 417 and encodes 138 amino acids. Lineage: Eukaryota; Viridiplantae; Streptophyta; Magnoliopsida; Fabales; Fabaceae. The record is from RefSeq and is a predicted model, not a curated record. Gene Ontology annotation, biological process: regulation of transcription by RNA polymerase II. The transcript has a single exon. Gene Ontology annotation, molecular function: DNA-binding transcription activator activity, RNA polymerase II-specific; RNA polymerase II cis-regulatory region sequence-specific DNA binding; protein heterodimerization activity.